AUGGAUCCCGAGAAAAAUAAGGAGAGCGAAGUGACUGUGGACGAUAUAUUGCAAAUAUUAGGACCCUUUGGAAAGUUUAAUAUAUACAAUUACAUGUUAAUAUUGUUCCCUGUGCUGUUAGCGGGAAUGUACUCAUCGGUUUAUAAUUUUGAAGCCAUGGAUUUGAAAUACAGAUGCUCAGUACCAGAAUGCGAAGAUCCCGAAGUAAACUUCACAAUCCCACACUUAGAAGAUGGAACCCCGGCGAAGUGUUUAAGAUACGCGCCUUUUAGAAAUUAUAGCGCCUCCAGUUUAUCACUUAACGAUACAUGCUCCCCACAUUAUUUUGAUACGUCGACUGAGAUUGAGUGCGAUUCGUAUAUUUACUUUGAAGAACACUCUAUAGUCAAGGAGUUUAACCUCGGAUGUCAAGACUGGAAGAGAUCGCUCGUAGGAACAGUUCACAACGCAGGCUUCUUCGUCUCCAUACCACUAACUGGUCUGAUAUCAGACAAGUUCGGUCGAAAACUAGCCUUGGUAUUUGCGAGUGUCGCAAAUGGUGUGUUUGGAGUGAUACGAGCAUUCUCACUCAAUUACGAAAUGUUCAUCGUUUUGGAAUUUCUGGAACCAGCGUUAGGUGGCGGAGUGUAUACUGCCUGCUUUGUUCUUGCAUUGGAACUAGUAGGACCUAAAGGUAGAGUUUUUGUCAGUCUACUAUUCAAUACAAUGUUUAUCCUUGGAGGAGUUACUGUCACGAUAUUAUCCUGGUGGUUACAAAGUUGGCGAUACCUUCUCUUAGUCAUCUAUAUACCGGCUAUCCUUGUAUUCUUCUAUUUAUGGUCACUGACAGAGAGCUUCCGUUGGUUUUUUAGCAAAGGACGCUACGAAGAAGGUCUAAAUGUUCUUGCCAAAUGUGAGAAGGUUAACAACGUCACCGUACCCAAAGACCAUUACGAUCAAGUAGAAAAACAAGCAAUGAAACAGCGAGAUGCGAGAAAAUGUGAGGUUUUGGAAACUAAUCAGUCAACAUUCAAGCAAUUGCUUCUAUCACCAAUGAUUUGGAAAAGACUUUUCACAUGUUCUUUCCUCUGGACUUCGUCUACUUUGGUCUAUUAUGGUCUUUCUAUAAACGCGAUAGAGUUAUCAGGGAACAGUUACUUGAAUUAUAUAGUCGUUAUAGUAAUUGAAGCGCCUGCAAAUGUUUGCAAGCUAAUUUGCUUGGACAGAUUUGGGAGGAAACGAGUCAUAGCAACCGCGUUCAUGUUGACUGGUGUUAUACUAAUUACUUAUGGAUUUUUACCAGGGGGUAAUUGGUCGACAGCAUUCUAUCUCGGCGGUAAAUUCUUUAUCACACUCGCAUACAACUCGCUAUACAUUUUCGCGGCAGAAGUUUUCCCAACCAAUUAUAGAACCACUUUGUUAGCUAUUUGCUCAACAAUCGGACGAAUCGGGUCUGCGGUCGCUCCUCAAACACCCUUAUUGUCGAAAUUUUAUGAGUUCCUGCCUACAUUAGUAUUCGGGAUUAUGUCGGCCAUGUCGGGAGUGCUUGUUCUCACUCUACCAGAGACAAAUAAUCAAAAACUACCAGACUCUCUAAAAGAAGCCCAAGAACAAGAUCAUAAAAAGUCCGAAAACAAUGGAGAACGAGAAACAAAUAGAGAUGGCGAAACAGAAAGGAGAGAAACUAAAACUACGUUA
Brenthis ino (lesser marbled fritillary) is the source of this 1677-nucleotide messenger RNA. NCBI's taxonomy places the organism in Eukaryota, Metazoa, Arthropoda, Insecta, Lepidoptera, Nymphalidae. The record is from the annotation of a GenBank genome assembly.